AUGGGAGAACUUUGGGAGCUGUCGCUCCCGGCCUGGAGUCCAGUUUGGGAGGCUGUUCAGGGGCUUCGGAGCUUUGCUUUGCACCAGUUGCUGGUCUGGGAAUGCUGUCGGUUUUUUGGAGACAAUGGCUUGACUUUGAAGGUGUUUUUUACCAAGGCAGCACCCUUUGGUGUUCUUUGGACACUCACAAACUACCUAUACUUACAUGCAAUAAAGAAAAUAAACACUACGGAUGUCUCCGUGUUGUUCUGCUGCAACAAAGCUUUUGUGUUCUUGCUUUCAUGGAUCGUGCUCAGGGACAGGUUCAUGGGAGUGAGGAUUGUGGCCGCCAUCCUCGCCAUUGCUGGUAUUGUGAUGAUGACCUAUGCGGAUGGGUUCCACAGUCACUCGGUGAUCGGCAUAGCACUGGUGGUAGGAUCAGCAUCCAUGUCUGCCCUCUAUAAGGUGUUAUUUAAGCUUCUCCUUGGCAGUGCUAAAUUUGGAGAAGCAGCCUUAUUUUUGUCCAUUCUGGGUGUGUUUAACAUCCUUUUCAUCACCUGUAUUCCUGUCGUUCUCUACUUCACUAAAGUGGAAUACUGGAGCUCUUUGGAUGACAUUCCAUGGGGAAACCUUUGUGGAUUUUCAGUUCUCUUAUUGACAUUCAAUAUUAUAUUAAAUUUUGGAAUUGCUGUUACAUAUCCUACGCUGAUGUCUCUUGGAAUCGUCCUCAGUGUACUUGUAAAUGCAGUGGUUGAUCACUACACAAGUAAGAUCGUCUUUAACGGAGUGCGCGUAAUUGCCAUCAUCAUUAUCGGCCUGGGCUUCCUUCUCCUGCUGUUGCCUGAGGAGUGGGAUGUCUGGCUAAUUAAACUGCUCACCCACCGCAAAAUGAGGAAUAAGGAGGAGACGGCAGAGGGCAGCACGGAUCUGGGCUCAGGACUCCAGAGCAAGAAUCGAAGAACUCACCCUUCUUUUGCCCGAUAAUAUCAUCUCUCUAGAAGUAUGUAGUGAUUUCAUUAUGAUAACAAUUUGGAAGCCUUUUCCUGACAAGAGGAGCCUGAGUGUGUGAGGUGUACAUACCUGUACAGUUUUGGUAAUUUGCAGUAAGUUAUAUGGUAUUUAUUGGCAUGUCCAAUUUGCUUGCACUUUAUCCACAUCAGACCUUUCACUUAAGGGUACCACUUCAACAUGAGAGAGAGAAAAAGAGCCUCUUAGCUCUUUACAAAUGAUGCAAAGUGUGUUUGAAUUAUCCUUGCAUAGAUUGUUUUGGAUUACAAAUAUUCCUGACAAGCCAGAGCAAAUGUUUGGAAUCUUAGUGACUGGGGAUUACAUUGCACACUGUGAUUAUUUUUCAGCUGAGGUAGGUCCUACUUCGCUUUAUACCAGAGCUGUACUCUUAAUUUCAAAGAAUUUCAUAGUACCAAAAGACAACUAACUGUAAAUUAACGUGGAGGGAUGGAUAGUAUGGAUAGAACACCAAAACCAUCUAAUAUGGUGAAUGUAGAGAUGACAUUGGAAGAAAGUCUUGUACCAGGGAAUAGGAAGGGAAUGAUUAGUCAAGCCCCCUCUGGCUUGCACCCAGGUGUCUGGGUAAGAUCAUGCAAGAGAAAUUACAGUGCCUUCUACAGAAUUUUUUCUUUACUUAUGUGACGCGAGGUGACAUUAUAAGUCACUGGCUCUGUCUUAUAAUUUAGGCAUAGAAAUCUCAAGAAACAAAUAAAAAACAUGUGUACAAAAAUGACAAACCCGAUGACCCUUUUAUGUGGAACAUUGUUACAUGAUGUAUAAUCUGCAGGUAGGUAGACUAUGUAAAGGGUGAAUUGCUGGUUGCUUUUACUUCAUGGUCAAAAUGAAAGAAAAAAUUAUCUACUCUAUCUGUAAAUCUUUUUAUGAAACUUUUAAGCACCAGGCUAUUUACUUACACAAUUUAGUUUUACCAGAAAAUUCUGUGAUAUAUCUGUAAAGAGGGACCAGAGGGUUAGAGUUUACUAUUUUUGAAGUUUACAUUAUUACAUACAAAUUGGAGACUUUAUUUUGAAAUGUUGCCAUAAUCCAAUGGUACAUCUGUAACCAUGGAGUCUUUUGUUUCAUAGAGGAACUGGGCAUUCAUGACCUGAACUUUUUAGCAAAUUAUUAUUCUCAAAUUCCAUUUCUUGUUUGGCCAAACAGUUAAUAAAAUCUUUCAAAA
Messenger RNA from Echinops telfairi (small Madagascar hedgehog), 2167 nucleotides. It is a transcript of the gene SLC35F3, whose product is annotated as solute carrier family 35 member F3. Bases 1 to 963 code for a protein of 320 amino acids. The record is from RefSeq and is a predicted model, not a curated record. Gene Ontology annotation, cellular component: membrane. Lineage: Eukaryota; Metazoa; Chordata; Mammalia; Afrosoricida; Tenrecidae. Gene Ontology annotation, biological process: thiamine transport. The transcript has 6 exons.